Molecule: messenger RNA, 7319 nt
Organism: Sinocyclocheilus grahami
Lineage: Eukaryota; Metazoa; Chordata; Actinopteri; Cypriniformes; Cyprinidae
Product: bromodomain adjacent to zinc finger domain protein 2B
Exons: 38
Coding region: 54-6389 (2111 amino acids)
Cellular component (GO): chromatin
Molecular function (GO): protein binding; DNA binding
Source: RefSeq, a predicted model, not a curated record
AGGUUCUGGAGCGAUGAUGUCACAGAACUGAAGCAGAGGCCGUCAUUGACAAUAUGGAGUCAGCGGAGAGGCUGGUUUCCCCGACCUCCAGUCAGACCUCCAUAAGAGCUGCAGCAAACCCAGAAACCUCAUCGACAACAACACACAGCAAGAGCGGUCAUUUGUUCCAAAUGUUUGGCAAUCAGGGUUUGGGAAUUUCUUCAGUUUCCAGUGCCUUUCCCAUGAUCAGUCACCCAGUCUUCAGUCUGCACUCCUCUUCUCCUGUCUACUCUGAAUUCGGAGGUCUGGGAACUCUGGGAUUGUCGGCCGCUCUGGCAGCCCGCUCUCAGAUCGGAGCUUUACCAGAUUGGUGGCGUUUUGCAGAUGCUCAGGGUCAAGGGUCGGCGGCCUUUUUCCCUCAUCUUCUGGGUCUGCCAGCAUUAUUCAGCGCACCAGCCCUGAACCAAGAGCAACCCCUCCUUCAGUCUCACGCAGCCAGACGCGCUCCGGUGAAAGCAGAACUGAAUGGCUCCAUCAAUGGAAAGGCGAAAUCAAGCUCAGCCUCCACACCCUCUCCAGUCCUCAUCCCUCCAGACCAGACCAAGAGCCUGAAAACCAGCCCCAAACCAACACUAAACCAGCUAGAGGAGAAAACUAGACUCAAAACAAAAGACGAGAAGUUGCAUAGCAAAGUGCCAGACGUCUCCAUCAACAGCGACAGCCAAUCAGCAUCCAGCUCUGACAGCUCGAGCGAUGCUCUUAGCAGCUCUGACUCAGACGACCUGGAGGAUGUUGACGACGAUGAUGAUGAUGAUCAGAGUGAUGAUAGUGUGGACUCAGAAAAGUGCAGAAAAGAUCAGAAAGUUAUCCGUAAGGAGGAAAUGCACACAGACAGGAAGAAGAGCCGUCACACUGUAGGACAGGAUAAGCUGGAUGUCCAGGGUUUGCUUUUGUCCCAGCUGCCUUUGCACAUCCAGUCCCUCAGGCCGACAGAGGAGCCCAGCAAACACGCCAGUGUCAUCCAGGCCACAGGUCUAGCAUCCAGCGCAAAACCGCUUGCUCUAGUCAUGCAGCGACGCAGGGACAGAGACGCACCGUCCCCUACAGACCUGCCCAUCUCCCACUCAUCCUCUCCAAAACCACCUUCCCUCACCCCGUCACCCAAGCCUCUGUCUCUGACUUCCUCUCCCACACCGCCCUCCUCCAAAUCCACCCGUCUGAAGACUUGCAAGAAUUACCUCGACCAGACCCUGCUCACCAUUAACAACUUCAGCAAGCUCAAACAGUCAUCUCUACCUCAGGCCUUUCCUCCACCGUUGAGAGGUGCACAGGAAUCACAGAGCAGCCAGAAACUUCCGUUCAACAGUCCGUUUCUCCCCUCACUUCCUACGGAGAACCACCAUCCUGGCGCGGUGCAGGACGCUCCUCUGGCCCUCAUCACCAAACCUCGCUCCCAGAGCACACGCACCCCUGAUAAACCACUGCUGGCUGCCACCAGCCCUGCGUUCAACACUCCCAUCAACCUCACCACCACGGGACGCACCUCUACCUCGCCCGCUCUGAAGAGAGAGAGACAAUCAUUGGUGGAGCACUUCGGGGGGGCGGAGUCUGAACUCCCUUACAGUAAAGACUCUGAUGAUUCCUUAAUGGAGGAUGAGGAUGAAAAUGAUGCUUCAAAUGACAGUCUCUCAGACUCUGACAGCAAUUUAGACACUGAUUCUGAUGAUGAUGAUGGUAAAGAUGAAGAGAUGGACAUAGAUUCAGAAAUGGACACAACGCCACUCAAACUCACCAAAUCCUCAGUGUCUAUACUUGACUCCUCCCACAGCACUAGCCCCACCCCUCUCAAUCUACAGGUUCAUAAAACACCUGCCACAACCACACUAGCCAUUGUGACCGGCUCUGGGAAUUCAGCCAAUCACAGCCCGGCUUUGUCGUCUUACAGUGUGGUCACACCCCCAGGGAAAAGGAGAAGAGUAACAGAUGAAUGUGUACUGCGGAAACCUCUAGAAGAUGGAUGGCAGAGGGAGACGCGCAUCAGGAACAUGUCUGGGCGUUUGCGUGGAGAGGUGGCAUAUUACGCUCCAUGCGGCAGAAAGUUCAGACAGUAUCCUGAUGUCAUCAAGUAUUUGACCAGAAACGGGAUCGGCGACAUUACACGUGAUAAUUUUAGCUUCAGUGCUAAAAUAAAGGUUGGUGACUUCUAUGAAGCCAGAGAUGGACCGCAGGGGUUACAGUGGUGCUUACUGAAGGAAGAGGAAGUGGUUCCUCGUAUCUUAGUGAUGGAAGGUCGUCGGGGUCGUCUCAAGAAUCUUGACCCCGCUCGCUCUCGCAGGAGAAGCAGAGCGCCUGACGAGAGUGAAGCUGAUGCUGUCAGCAGCUCUGAGGCCAAACUACUGCGCAGACGGGAGGCCCAGGAAAUGGCGCGGCAGGCGGCUCAGAUGAAGCUGAUGCGUAAGCUGGAGAAGCAGGCGCUGGCACGAGCGGCUAAAGAGGCCAGGAGACAGCAAGCAAUCAUGGCGGCUGAAGAGCGGCGGAAACACAAGGAACAAAUGAAGAUUCUGAAGCAGCAGGAGAAGUUCAAGAGAAUCCAGCAGGUCCGUUUGGAGAAGGAACUCCGUGCUCGGCAGAUUUUGGAGGCUAAAAGAAAAAAGAAAGAAGAGGCUGAAAAUGCCAAAAUACUAGAAGCUGAAAAACGAAUAAAGGAGAAGGAGCUGCGCAGACAGCAGGCCAUCAUCGUGAAGCACCAGGAGUUGGAGAGACAUAGACUAGAUAUGGAGCGGGAGAGACGUCGGCAGCAUGUGAUGUUGAUGAAGGCGAUAGAGGCCAGGAAGAAAGCUGAGGAGAAAGAGCGACUGAAACAGGAGAAACGAGAUGAGAAACGACUGAACAAGGAGCGCAAACUGGAGCUCAGACGGCUGGAGCUGGAGAUGGCCAAAGAGCUGAACAAACCUAAUGAAGACAUGUGUCUGUCAGACCACACGCCUCUGCCAGCGCUGUCACGGAUAGCGGGUCUGCUGUUGCCGGGGGGAUGUUUCUCAGACUGUCUUAUGGUCAUGCAGUUCCUGCGCUGCUUUGGAAAGGUCCUGGGGUUUGACCUCAGCACUGACGUGCCGUCUCUUGGCGUGCUGCAGGCAGGGCUUCUGAAUGUGAGCGACAGCAUGGGCUUCAUCCAGGACCUGCUGGUGCGCAUGCUGUCUGCUGCUGUUUGUGACCCAGGACUCCCUGCAGGACACAGGGCUAAGACGGCUCUGGGAGACCAUGUGACUAACGUCGGCCUGAACCGGGACAAUGUGUCCGAGGUGCUGCAGAUCUAUAUGGAAGCUCACUGUGGACAGACUGAACUGGCACCGCUGGCUGAGAGCUUGAAGACCAAAGCUUUCCAGGCCCACACGCCAUCUCAGAAAGCCUCCAUACUGGCCUUCCUGGGCAAUGAGCUGUCCUGCAGCAAGAGUGUGGUCAGUGAGAUCGACAAAAACAUUGACAGUAUGACUAACCUGCGACGAGACAAAUGGGUGAUCGAGGGGAACCUACGGAAACUGAGAAGCAUCUAUGCUAAGAGGACGGGAAAGCGAGAGAGCAGCGUUGGAGGAGAGGAGGGUCAGUCCACCAGUACGCCUGCGAACAGCCGUAAACGCAAGCGCAAAGGAGGGGAGAGUGAUGAAGAUGAUGAGGAAGAUGAUGACAGCGAUGAACAGGGAGAGGAGGAUGAGGAUGAAGAUGAUUUUGGUGGGAAGAAAGGAAAAAAAGCAGAAGCAUGUGAAGAUGAGGAUGAAGGUGAUCAAAUCACAAGCAUUGAGGAGCUGGAGAGACAGAUUGAGAAGCUCCGCAAGCAACAGACUCAGAUCCGUCGGAAGCUGUUCGAGGCCUCUCAUUCCCUGCGCUCCGUGAUGUUCGGUCAGGACCGUUAUAAGCGACGCUACUGGGUUCUGCCGCAGUGUGGCGGGAUCUUUGUGGAGGGACUGGAGAGUGGAGAGGGCCGGAUGUGGCCCACAGGCCGCCUAUUGAGGAACCCUAGUUUAGAGUGUGUCUUGCAUGGAAGCCUGUAUCCGCUACUUAAUAAAAAAAUAAACCAAGGUCCUGAGGAAUUGCAGGGAGAGCAUGAGGGGAUGAAGAACGCUCACCUCGUCCAGGUCAAAGAGGAACCUGAUGAAAAAUACAGCACCGCUGAGAGGAAACAAGAACCUCCGCAGGAUGUAGAUUCUCUCAACCUCUUCCUGCAGAAACCGGACUCUUUCUCCAAGCUCAACAAGCUGUUGGAAGUUGCUAAGAUGUCUUCUGAGGCCUCUUGUCACCAAUACAGCAGCCCAAAACGGCAGACUACAUUACGCAGAACACCUAACCAUGUUGUUAAACCUGAUCUCAGUGAUUCUUGUCUCCUCAACAACACCUACCUCACUAAUGCCCAACAGCAGAUCUGUAACGAGCAGCUUUAUAAGAUUCUGACAGAGAGAAACGCUCACUGGUUCAGUCUGCUGCCUCGCUCUCCAUGUGACGUGUUGUCUCUGACUGAAGGUCCACAUUCAGCUUCAUCUUCCUCACCACAGACCGCAGCGGUCUCUGCCGACCCCUACAGCGCUGCGCGGAUCAAUAACUUUUCAUUAGCAGCACUGCAGUUGAAGUCCGGUGUGCCCAUUAUAGAUUUGCCCUUCUGUGCUUGGUCCAAUGGAAAUUUGAGUCCAAACGUGCCGUUCUCUGGUGUUUCCAUGGCUCAGAUUCUCAGAGGCAUUCCCUCAUCCUCAGAGGGCAGUGGACACCUGAACGUCUAUAAGAGCGAUUUUCCAGAGUCUCCAGCAGAGAAACCCAUCUCCACACCCUCACCGGUCAUCGAGGUGCCCAAAAACCAGGAUUACCCAUCACCUCAACCUAUUCCUGAAGAGAUGUUGACUGGCUGGUGGAAGGUGACGGACGUCGACGAGUUACGAUCUGUAGAGAAAGCAUGCCAUUCCCGAGGGAUCCGAGAGAAACAGCUGCAGAAACAGCUGCAGAAACACAUGGACUACAUCGGGCAGGUCUGCUGCAGGAACAGAGAUGUGACUGUGAUCGACGUCUCUGAGCUGGAGGAGAAUCAGGUCUCUGAGGACACCGUCCAGAGCUGGUGUGUGGAAGAGCAGGCCAUGGACAUGGACAUCGGUGUCCUGCAGCAGGUGGAGGAACUGGAACACAAGGUCACCUCAGCCAGUCUGCAGGUUAAGGGCUGGAUGUAUCCAGCGGCGCAGUCACAGAGUGAAGACCUGCUGUAUUACGAGCACAAACCCGUCGUGCAAAACUGCAAAGACAAAAGCGACAGCGACAUCGUACGUCGAGCAAACAACCCUCUGGAUAUAGCAGUGACGCGUCUGGCGGAGCUGGAGAGGAACAUCGAGCGAAGGUACCUGAAGAGCCCUUUAAGCAGCACCAUUCAGAUCAGACUGGAUAACGUGGGAACGGUCUCAGUACCGGCCCCUGCGCCAUCACCUGCUAGAGCUGAUGGUGACGGGGCUGAGGAAGAUCUGGCUCCAGGACUGAGACAGUGGCGUAAAGCUCUCGGCGAGGUGCGCAGUGCCAGUCAGCUCUCUCUGUGUCUACAGCAGCUGCACAAGUCCAUCGCCUGGGAGAAGUCCAUCAUGAAAGUGUACUGUCAGAUCUGCUGUAAGGGAGACAACGAGGAGCUGCUGCUGCUGUGUGAUGGAUGUGAUCGAGGCUGCCACACGUACUGCCAUAAACCCAGGAUCACCACCAUACCAGACGGAGACUGGUUCUGCCCGGCCUGCAUAUCCCAGGCGAGCAGUCAGUCCCUGAAGACCAAGCAGGCCUUGAACCGCUCAAGCGGAGGCCUGAAGAAACCUGCUGAGGCCAAGCGGCACAAGAAACCGUCUGUGGCUGUAGACUCAGAGGAGAAUUUGAGCAGCGCCAACAGCACGCCCAGAAAAGUGUCAAAGGACAUGAAAAAGAGGAAGACAGAGGAGAGUCCUUCCACUAACCCGGCAAAGCAGGAGAGUCCCAAAACAUCCAGAGACCACAGUAAAGACCUGACCUUGUGCAGAAUACUCUUGGCUGAGCUGGAAAGCCAUCAGGACGCCGGACCGUUUCUGACACCCGUCAACCCCAAAUCUGUCCCGGGAUACCGCAAGAUCAUCAAGAAGCCCAUGGACUUCUCUACUAUCAGAGACAAACUCACCAACAGCCAGUACUUGAAUCUUGAGACUUUCAUCAUUGACGUGAACCUGGUGUUUGAUAACUGUGAGAAAUUCAACGAGGAUAAUUCAGACAUCGGCCGAGCGGGACACGAGAUGAGACGAUUUUUCCAGAGGAGAUGGACCGAGCUGUUGAGGCAGAACUCGCUGAAACCAGUUCAGAUGAUGGAGAGUCAUUUACACACCAUUCACGCCACACACUCAAACAAAUCAAGUACAGGGACACAACUGUGAGAACAUCGAUGCUUUCAAAAAUAUCUUGUGAAUAUGUUCGUUUUUUUUUUUUUUUUUUUAAUAAACGUUAAUAUUAUAGUCAAUGUACUGUAUUUAAUUUGUCUUUAAUUAUUUAUGACUAAAAAGGUCUUCACUUUCUAUGGAAAAAGAGGCAAAAUUGCUUUAAAAAUCUAAAUGAAUGUGCUUUCUUGAUCAGAUAUGAAAAAAUAACGUGUUUACAUAAUUCUGAGCUCCUAGAGAACAGAAGAUCCAUUAUGGUUACAUUAUAAAGCUGCAUUUAUGUAAAUGUGUAUGUUUUAAAUCACAAACUCCAAAACAGGCCAUCGUGACAUAUGACUAUUAAUGUUUAAUAUCAGUUCUGAAUAUUGUAUUCUGUGCACACAAGACUCCAGCAUCGUAUAUGCCUUUUUAAUAGUUGUAUCUUUUCAUGUGUUUUAAUACGGCACUUUCUGAAAACAGCAGUGCCUUCAGAAAUCCUCUGUUUUUACAACUUCUCCAACCUCAAUCAAUCUAUUCCGAUGCCCGAGCAUUCAUCCAGUGAUUGCUGGAUUUUUUACAUCAUCAUUGCUAUCGCUCGUAUACAAUGCAACAAUAAAACGGAUGAAGAAAACCUCCAAACCGUAUCUAGAAAUCAGAAUUUUCUUCUAUAUUUUUUUUUGACUUCGCAACCGCUUAGCAAACACUCUUGCGUUGUGAUGGCAAAUUUUGCGCGUGCAAAAGUGCCGUUGCGAUAAAUCUAGUUUACAUGAUAAUUAAUGUAAUGAACUGCAGUGAUUUUUAUGGUACUGAAGUCAGAAUACUUGAAUUCUCCUGUGUGAAGAUAUUGCAAUGAAGGUGUAGCGUUCUGUUUUGUAGGAGUUUUAUUUUUCUCUAGUUUGUGUCGAAUAUUUAAUAAAAGGUUUUCAAGCAGCCUGGUUGUGUUUAUACUGU